CUUCUUCAAAACCCCUCCAAAUCUGCAAAUCUGAGCCAAAACCAAAUUGCAGGUCCAAGUAAAAAUGUCGUCGCCUUCGCCGCUGCCGCCGGUGAUGGUGACCUUUCCAGAUCUCAAGCACGAGUACAUCAAGACCUCGAAGAACGUCUUCCGACGGACGGACGUGGUGACGGUCGAUGUCGAUGUCGGAGUCGAAGCGCUCCCUCAGGCUGCUGCUGCUGCUCGGCUGGGGCUGCGGGUGCUCGUGCGCCGCGUCCUGGAUCACGCACUCACGACCAUCGUCACCCUCUCAGAGCAGGCCGCAGCGGGACUGAGCCCGCCGUUCUGCCUGCUGGGCGAGCUCGACGCGGCCGGUUUAACCUCCGCGUUCGCUGAGGAACCCUCGGCGCCCAUCUUCAGUGCGGCUGCGUCUGCCGCUGCCACUGUGAAAGGCAGCAGUGCGCAUGCCAACACUACGGAACCAUCGAGCGGAGGAGGUGGCGGAGCAUCGGGCCCGUCGCGCCACCGCUUUGUAACCACCUGCACGCUCAACCUGAACGACGCCCGCUCAAAGCUCGUCUAUGAGCUCGACAAGCACUUUGCACACCGCAAUCGAUGCGAACUGCUCGUGCAGAUCUUCCUCAUCAAUGCUAGCGCUGGUGCACAGUCGGUGCUCUUGGCGUCGGUGGUCUCGCAGCCGUUUGCCAUUCGCGGCCAAGAGCAUUCACGGAGAUUUCAAAAGCAAGGCCGAGCGACCGCCCGUGCUCCGGCAGGCAUGGACAAUGGCACGUCAGGCAAUGCAAUCCACGAGGCAUCGCCACCGGCGCAGCAGCGCAAGCGGGUGGCCCUGAAUCCGGGUUUGGCGAGCGGCGAGGACGAGGACGAAUUUGACACACUGCCCCCGCUCGCGGGAGACGCGCACUUUGGCUUGACGCCGUCGGAGCACGAUGAGUUGCUGGAUUUGCCCGAACUACGCACGUUGAACAGCAUGCCGCCCUCGAGGAAGCGAUUGCUCGAGUUUGAUCCUGAAUUGGCCGACUUGCUUCAGAUGCAGCAGGGCACCGAAUCGCUGAAUGAGUUCUUGAUCUCCGUCCACCAAACACACGAGCCACUGGUGGCCGAGAUGCAGCACUUGUCAACCGAGCCAGUGACACUCUCGAGCCUGACCCCACAGCUCGGCACGGCCACAUUGAGUUUGCUGCACCCAGUCCAGUCGUUUGACAUCAUGUCCCUGGCCGAUCUGAACGCUCUGCUACCCUUCCCCAACGUCGACGCGGCCACUGAUAUGAGCUGUGAUGGCGACAAGCUUCUGUCCGAGUUGACAUCCCCUUUGCACUCGUCGAACUGGUCUUCGCCAGGCAGCUCGCACACCACGUUGGUCUCCCCUCCCUUGCUGCCGAGCGGCGGCUCGGACACAAACUUGCUCCUUGCGCCCGUUUCGCCAGUGUCGGCUUGCACUACCAGCAGCGCCCGUUCGUCGAGCUUGGGUGCUUGUGCGCCAUUAUUGGUCGACGCGUUGCCUUUUUCGCCAGGUGUGUUCCGGUCAACACCCAGCGAACAAUGCGAUCCUACCUCGGACCUCGCUGAAGCUGCACGACCGAGGCUUCUUCUCGCAGACAUGGGCUCUCGCUUGAUUGGCCGCGACGCCGACCGUGCUGCGGUCGUCGAGUUGAUGCGGACUCACCCCAUUGUCGUCCUGUCUGGUGAUGCAGGCGUCGGCAAGUCGGCACUCGCCAAGGCAGUCUGCAACGACGCGUAUGCCAUAGGUCUUGUGGAAAAGGCGACGUGGAACUGCCUCACGAUCGAGCAGUUCUGCACUGUGCGGUUUACCGACCGUCUCUCAUUUUACGAGUCGGUCGCCAAACAGCUCGGCUUGCAGCCCUCCCAAAUUGCACCAUCUGAAAUCGAGGCCAAAGUCCGGCUGCACCUUCGCGACCAUCCGACUGUGCUUGUGAUUGACAACUUUUCGCUGGGCGAGGCCUUCGAAGCCAAGAGCCUUAAAGCCGUUACGGGCCAGACUUCUGCGCUGUCGAAUGGACCUGCGCAUCUCGCCCGGCUAGAGUUGUGGUCCUCGCUCCAGUUUCUGCCCGCCUCAACGCGCGUGAUUGUCACCAGUCGCGAGCGUGGCGUCUUUGGCUCGCUGCUGCGCGCUGUUCCGCACGCCGUCUACACGGUGGGCGCUCUCACCCCCGACAGUGCAUUCCGAGUGUUUGCCAACACGGCGCUUUCGGCUGCAGAGCUCACCUUGACCCCGCAAGACGAACCGCUCGUUCGCCGGAUUUGCGAGCGAGUCUGUUACUUGCCGCUUGCCAUUGAGAUUCUUGCCGGCCAGCUCAUUACAAACUCGCUCUCCCAGCUUCUCGACGACUUGCAAACAUCACCCCUUGCCACGCUGGACGUCGCUGGACCCGCAUCUGGCACCAACGCGUACGGGUUUUAUGCAUCGCUCGGCGUCACGUACGACGCGCUCGACUCUGAAGCCGCCACGCUCUUCUCCAUCAUUGGCAUGAUCGAGGGCCGUUUCACCCUCGAUUUACUUCGCGAGUGUGUUGGUGAGCAAAAGACUUUUACCGAAAUGCUCGAUGUGCAACUCGCCGUCGAGCGACAACAGCAGCAGUCACAGCAGCAAAAGCACGAGCAGCAACAGCAGCAGUAUCAGCAAGACAUGCAAGCGCGAUUUUACAACAUUAGCCCCGAAGAGCAGGGUUUGACUGCGCCCCACGGUGGGGCUCGCCUGCUCAGCUCACGGUACGCUGCCUGCCGGCUUGCGCUCACGAGCGCCAUCAAUGAAGGCUGCAAGUCCUUGGUGCCGUGCUCGGCCUUAUUUGCUCAUUCCGUCCGCAGCUUGCUCGAGCGUCUCAUCCGAUUUGGCCUGGUCAAGCGCGACUCGUCCAGCUCCGCCUUCUACUUUAUGACGGCGAUUCUUCGCCCGUUCGCUCGUUCGAAACUGCCGACGGCCGUGCAUGUGUCCGUGUUGACUCGCUUGCUCUUCUUGUACCGAUACAAGCACGCCGCCCCGCCCGUUCCUUUCAAAUCGCUGGGCUCGAGGCGCGAGUUUGGCUGGAACCUGGGCGAGCCAGACAACCACUACAUGCGAGUGGUGCUGGCGAGUGUCAAGGAGGCGACGCUGGAGAUGAACAACGAGAGUCCCUCGUGUUCAACGAGUGCCGGGUCGUCUCCUGCCGUCGGUACGCCGCACUCUGCAUCUGAAGGCUGUGUUGGCAACGGAGAGCCAUGCGCAGUGGACCAGCCGCGUCGCCCAAUCAUCACCGCGAUGGACGGGACUAUUGUGCCCAACUACGGAGCAGCGUUUGUCGAAAUUGCGGCAGAUCAGUCCAAUAUUCUCCUGAUCAAACAGCAGGUUCCGGCCGCCAUGGAGAUUUACAGCUCCAUUUUCCAGACCUUUGUGACUGCGCGCUCUCGCUUGUGCUCGCAAUCGUUCGUCAGUGCCACGCAACUUGAUGCCGUGCUCAGCUUGUACGAGGACCGAGCAGUCCUUGUGGUGCGGUCUUGUCUUCGCCUCAUUUUCAUGCAUGCGUCCUGCGGCGAAUGGACUGAGUUUGCGCGCUUGGUAUCGUGCAUCUGGGAGCUGCUCUUUCACGCUGUUUCAUCUGGCUUUGUCUCCAAGAACGAGCUGGACCAUUUGGACACACUCAAAACUUGGUACGAGGGUCAACUUGCUGAUGUUUCGACGCCACAAGCCUCGCCAGCCGCAGUCGGGUCUCUUACGGAUGCCGUUCUUCACCGGAUGGCGCAAGACGACCCCAUGAUCCGCACCGCCAUCGGAUCUCUUCAGAUGUGUCUGGGCUUCCCGCUGUCGGUCAAGUUUUGAUCUCCAGUGUGACUUGCUUUGGCUUUAUUGUGUUAGUUCUUGUUGUUUCAAUUUUAGGGUACAGUAACUUUCAGUUUUUUUGGUGUUGUUCACAAAGACAGUACAAUCCGC
Molecule: messenger RNA, 3922 nt
Organism: Capsaspora owczarzaki ATCC 30864
Lineage: Eukaryota; Filasterea; Ministeriida; Capsasporidae
Exons: 1
Coding region: 65-3811 (1248 amino acids)
Source: RefSeq, a predicted model, not a curated record